AUUAUUGGGACCGAGAUCCUAACACCUGGGGAGGCGUAAACGAUUGGGAUCUUUAUUGGAUCAUGCAACCGCAACGCGUUGCAAUCACCAAGUGCAACUCUCAUUCAUCUUUAAUAGAAGAGUUGGUUAACCUAAAGAAGAUAUUUGAUACCACAACUCCAGCAUAUAAAAAGGCUUGCGACAUACAGAACAGA
Molecule: messenger RNA, 194 nt
Organism: Acaulospora colombiana
Lineage: Eukaryota; Fungi; Glomeromycota; Glomeromycetes; Diversisporales; Acaulosporaceae
Source: the annotation of a GenBank genome assembly